AUGAGCUCCUACAGAAACUGGACCAAGCCUGUCAUGGACACUCCUCGCAAUUGCAUCGAGGACUUUGGCCCUGAAGAGUUCCCAAUGCGCACCCCGAGAGAUCACACUGAGGAAGAUAUUGCUCACAUCUUGAGCCUUUCUCAGCUCACCGAAGUCCGACGAGAGCUCAGCCGCUAUGGCUCAGACAGUUCUGAUGUUGUUGGCCCGCUCAACAAAGUCCUUCAAAUCUACACCAUCUCAGCCAAGGCCUUCCUCAGCCAGGCCGAGACCUUCCGCCAAAUAGCCCUCCGUGGCAUUGAUGACAGUUUUAUCGCCCAGAAGACACAAAUUGCCGCCACCCACCGCUGCUGCUUCUCGCUCUCGGUCAUGAAAGCCAGGCGCAAUGCCGCCACGGCCAAGAAGGCCCUCAUCGCAGCCACCGACACCCUUUUCGCCAAGUGCCACGGGGACAUCCUCGAGGCUAUGGAGCUCAUGCACCGCCAGCUCGCCAUGAACGCUUUCCUCACCAGCGAGCUCAGUUGGUCGGCUGACCGAUUCGUCAUCAACGGCGCCCGCCAAGGUUGCCUCGCCAGCGAUGACAUCCAUGCCUACCAGCUCAUCAAGCACUUUACUCCAGUUAUAGACGACUACAUCCACAAUGACGGCCGCUACAGCCUCCGACUUCAGUGGAUCCCAUUUGCCGGUGCCACCAAGUACCCCGAAAGCCUUUCUAUUAACCGCACCAGCGAGGAAAGCUUCGAUGUCGAAGAUAUCCACUGGACAGUCUAUGAGCGUGCCGGCAACGAGUUGGAUCUUCACCCUCGCUUUCAACCCAAAACUGUUCCAAUCACAGUCACCAUUCGCUGCAAUCUCGUCCAAGAGGAGCAGUCUUGGGACCGCAUCAUCAUGGAGCGCGAUGAGAUGGCUGAAAAGAAGUAUAAGAAGUCCCUUCCCAUCUUGAAGAAACUCACAUACAAGGCCGGUGACCACCGCAAAGCUCCAGAAUCGGUCAGCAGGCGUGCCUUGACUCUGUGGGAGCGUGCCACCAUCGAGCGCGAUGAGGUCGCUGAAAAGGCGUACAAGAGCUCCAUCCCCUUUUGGAAGAAACUCACCUACACGGCCGGCGACCACCGCGAAGCUCUGGCAUUGGCUAGCAACAUUCCUCCAUUUAGGCCACACACCAAUAGGAUAUGA
Messenger RNA from Akanthomyces muscarius, 1173 nucleotides. RefSeq lists its product as uncharacterized. NCBI's taxonomy places the organism in Eukaryota, Fungi, Ascomycota, Sordariomycetes, Hypocreales, Cordycipitaceae. Bases 1 to 1173 code for a protein of 390 amino acids. The record is from RefSeq and is a predicted model, not a curated record. The transcript has a single exon.